CCUUUACGCCAUAUGCGUACGACAGCGUCCCUUAAAAAAUCGCUUCUGUCAUACAACCAGGAAGGAGGUGGGAUAGCCGUGCAAAGCUAACAUCCCUGUCUUUUCGCUAUUCUUUUGCCGAAAAUAAUGGGGUCUUCCAGGUGGAAGAUUGCAGUGGCGGUGCUUUUCGUAGUAGAGUGUUCACUAUUAUCUGUGGGGGCAGAUGAACACGAGCAUACGUACGUAGACAAGGAGGAGGUGGUGUUAUGGAUGAAUACGGUGGGGCCUUACCAUAACCGACAAGAGACGUACAAGUACUUCUCCUUGCCCUUCUGUGUGGGCACCAAGAAGACCAUCAGUCAUUACCACGAGACUCUUGGAGAAGCUUUGCAAGGAGUGGAGCUGGAGUUCAGCGGACUAGACAUAAAGUUCAAAGAUGAAGUCAUGCAAACCUCAUACUGUGACAUUGAGCUGGACAAAGCCAAAAGGGAUGCCUUUGUUUACGCCAUAAACAAUCACUACUGGUACCAGAUGUACAUCGAUGACCUUCCCAUCUGGGGUAUUGUUGGUGAGGCCGAUGAAAAUGGAGAGGACCAUUACCUGUGGACGUACAAGAAGCUGGAGAUCGGCUUUAAUGGCAACCGGAUUGUGGACGUCAACCUGACCAGUGAAGGCAAAGUCAAGCUGGUGCCAAACACGAGAAUCGCUAUGUCCUAUUCUGUCAAGUGGAAGAAAUCGGACGUUAAGUUUGAAGACCGGUUCGACAAGUACCUUGAUCCUUCCUUCUUUCAGCACAGAAUUCACUGGUUCUCCAUCUUCAACUCCUUCAUGAUGGUCAUCUUCCUGGUGGGCUUGGUGUCCAUGAUUCUGAUGAGAACGCUGCGGAAGGAUUAUGCCAGAUACAGCAAAGAAGAGGAAAUGGAUGACAUGGACCGCGACCUGGGCGACGAGUACGGCUGGAAGCAGGUCCACGGGGACGUGUUCCGGCCCUCCAGCCACCCCAUGCUCUUCUCCUCCUUGAUCGGCUCCGGCUGCCAGAUCUUCUCCGUGUCCUUCAUCGUCAUCAUCGUGGCCAUGAUCGAGGACCUGUAUACUGAGAGAGGAUCCAUGCUGAGCACAGCCAUUUUCGUGUACGCUGCAACCUCUCCCGUCAACGGCUACUUUGGGGGAAGUCUGUAUGCAAAGCAAGGAGGCAGGAGAUGGAUCAAGCAGAUGUUUAUCGGGGCUUUCCUGAUCCCCGCUAUGGUCUGCGGCACUGCCUUCUUCAUCAACUUCAUCGCCAUGUACUAUCAUGCGUCCAGAGCCAUCCCCUUCGGCACCAUGGUCGCCGUCUGUUGCAUCUGCUUCUUCGUCAUCCUGCCGCUCAACCUGGUGGGAACCAUUCUGGGGAGGAAUCUGUCCGGCCAGCCUAACUUCCCCUGCCGGGUGAACGCCGUGCCCAGACCCAUCCCCGAGAAGAAGUGGUUCAUGGAGCCGGCGGUCAUAGUCUGCCUUGGAGGAAUCCUGCCGUUCGGAUCCAUUUUCAUUGAAAUGUAUUUUAUCUUCACAUCUUUUUGGGCCUACAAGAUCUACUACGUGUACGGCUUCAUGAUGCUGGUUCUGGUGAUCCUGUGCAUCGUGACGGUCUGCGUCACCAUCGUGUGCACAUACUUCCUGCUCAACGCCGAGGACUACAGAUGGCAAUGGACCAGCUUCCUGUCUGCAGCGUCUACUGCUGUAUAUGUUUACAUGUACUCCUUUUACUACUAUUUCUUCAAAACAAAAAUGUACGGGCUUUUCCAGACCUCCUUCUACUUUGGCUACAUGGCGGUGUUCAGCACCUCCCUGGGAAUCAUGUGUGGUGCCGUUGGCUACGUCGGAACAAGUGCCUUCGUGAGGAAGAUCUACACAAACGUGAAAAUCGAUUAGGACCGGGAGAUCUGACCACGGGCAUCCUGACCAAGGCGG
Gadus chalcogrammus (walleye pollock) is the source of this 1926-nucleotide messenger RNA. RefSeq names its product transmembrane 9 superfamily member 3 (gene tm9sf3). Lineage: Eukaryota; Metazoa; Chordata; Actinopteri; Gadiformes; Gadidae. Bases 127 to 1887 code for a protein of 586 amino acids. The record is from RefSeq and is a predicted model, not a curated record. Gene Ontology annotation, biological process: protein localization to membrane. The transcript is spliced from 15 exons. Gene Ontology annotation, cellular component: membrane.